Eufriesea mexicana is the source of this 639-nucleotide messenger RNA. Its product is annotated as putative OPA3-like protein CG13603. The transcript has 2 exons. Gene Ontology annotation, cellular component: mitochondrion. Gene Ontology annotation, biological process: regulation of lipid metabolic process. The record is from RefSeq and is a predicted model, not a curated record. The coding region runs from base 1 to 639 and encodes 212 amino acids. Lineage: Eukaryota; Metazoa; Arthropoda; Insecta; Hymenoptera; Apidae.
AUGGUAGUUGGUGUUUUUCCAGCUCUCAAAUUGGGAGUCUUAUUUGUUAAACAAAUUAGUAAACCUUUAGCAAAGUUCCUUGUUAAUCAAGCAAAAAACCAUCCUGUGUUUAGAACUUAUUUUAUCAUUCCUCCAGCACAAUUCUAUCAUUGGGCAGAAGUAAAAGCCAAAAUGUAUGUAAUGAAUCUUGGUAAACCUACAAAAGUUGCAAAGUUAAAUGAAGCUAUGGCUAUAGAAUUAGGAGCCAAUCUAAUGGGUGAAGUAAUUAUUUUUAGUGUUGCUGGUGGUUGUUUAAUAUUAGAGUAUAAUCGUCAAGUAGCAAAAGAAGCAAAAAAAGAGGAUGCACGUCUUCAACAAAUAAAAACUUUCACUAGUGAGAUUAAAAAUUUGAAUCAAAUUACUUCUCAACAAGAAAGUCAAAUUCAAUAUUUGCAAGAAGCUGUUCAAGAAUUAGUGAAACAUACAAAAUAUGAAUUGGUUGUACAGCCAAAAAUAAAAGAAAUAAAUGAAGAAGUUCAACAAUUUAAUAUUGAUGAGAAACAAAAUAGAAGUGUAAAUUCAAAGAAUGAAAAACCAUCAAUAAUUGAACGUGCUAUAUUAUAUUAUGAAAAUAAUGUAAAAACAGAUAAAUUCAGUUAA